Molecule: messenger RNA, 797 nt
Organism: Austrofundulus limnaeus
Lineage: Eukaryota; Metazoa; Chordata; Actinopteri; Cyprinodontiformes; Rivulidae
Gene: rnasekb
Product: ribonuclease, RNase K b
Exons: 3
Coding region: 111-416 (101 amino acids)
Biological process (GO): nucleic acid metabolic process
Molecular function (GO): RNA endonuclease activity
Source: RefSeq, a predicted model, not a curated record
CUGCGACGUCCGUUCGGUUCAUGGCUCGGUUCUGACUCGGUUCUGACUCGUUCAUCUGUUUCACCGUGAAAAACAAACCCUCUGUCACCGACUGACCGGUUCACCGCGACAUGCCGACGCUUCUGUUCUGCGGGCCGAAGAUGGCCGCCUGCGGGAUGGUCAUCAGCAUCUGGGGGGUCAUCAUGCUGGCCAUGUUGGGGAUCUUCUUCACGGCCAAGUCGGCCGUCCUGAUCGAAGACGUCCCGUUCACCGAGGAGGACAUGCGGGGCGAUGAAAACCCACCUGGGAAGAUCUACAGCCUCUACAACCAGGUGGGCUUCAACUGCUUCAUCGCCGCCGCCGUCUACGUGGCGGUGGGCGCGGUCUCGCUGUGCCAGGUGCGCCUCAACAAGCGACAGGAGUACAUGGUGACAUAAGGAGCCCCGCCCCCCCACCUGACCUCUGACCACCCCCAACAACCCCACAGAACAAACACCAUGACCCCCAGUCCAAUCUCAGCUCUGAUUGGCUGCUGGGAGCAGAAAGGGGGCGUGGCCAGAUAUUUAUUUUGAAUUUGCUUGUGUUAUUGUGGAUGUUUGYUUGUUUGUUUGUUGAUGAAAGAGACCAAACUUUGACCAGUUUGAUUCCAAACAUCAGAUAUUUGUGGUGAAAUAAAUAAAAUUAAUCAUCAGACUGGAUCAAUAAUUAAUAUAAAUCUAAUAUUUAUCAGAUAUUCUCCACCUGUUCUGAUCAUUUCUAAAUGUGUUGUUGUGAUAAAAACUGUCUGAUGAUUGUUUACAAUAAAGUGUUUAAAACUU